Molecule: messenger RNA, 1107 nt
Organism: Zychaea mexicana
Lineage: Eukaryota; Fungi; Mucoromycota; Mucoromycetes; Mucorales; Lichtheimiaceae
Exons: 3
Coding region: 139-648 (169 amino acids)
Source: RefSeq, a predicted model, not a curated record
GGGUGGAUAGACGUGAUGAAGAAUUCGACCUCAGAAGCUUCUUCUUUUGCUGCUGGGUUGCAUAUCUUUAAACAAAAAAACACACUCGCUUCCGAUAUCUUUGUGCUUUAACAAAUUUACACAACAACAUCAACAAUUAUGCUUUUACGACUUGCCAACACUCAUGUUCGUCGCCAUACGCUAGCGCUGAUUCGACAACAACAGCACCGUCAAAUGCCACAAGUAGCAGCAGGAAUCCGUAGUCCUUUCCGAAUCCAACAACAAAUCGCUUCAUUUCACCACAGUCAACUGCGCACAGCAUCCCUGCCAGACGGUUGGGACGCGUCCAGUGCUUCUCACCCAAUCGUACAAAAGAUCCGUGAAAAUCCUCAAGUCAUGGACCAACUCGUUGAAUUCACAAUGUUGUUGCAAAAGAAAGGUAUCGAUGUUGCUGGUAAACAGCCCGGUUUUGCUGACAUGAUGAAAAUUAUGAAUGAUCCCGAGAUCAAGGAAGUCGUAAAGAAAUUAGCCCAAGAAAUGCAGGCUGCCGGUAUUCAAUUGGAUAUGCAGUCCAUUGCUGAAAUCCAAAAGAGCUUAGAAGGCUACAAAGAUGAAGAACAAAAGGAAGGUGGUGUUGUCAACAAAAUGAAGGGUCUAUUCAAGAAAUAACACAAGUGAUUCCGCACCAAAUGUAUAAUCCAUCUGGAAAACGCAAAACCAUUACAACACCCACCUCCUCAUUUGAUCGGAAAUAGACAUGAUAGAUAUACAUAUUCAUACAAGUUUUAUUUAGUUUUUAUAUAAAGUAUAGAGGAGCUGUUGUAGUGGUUGACUGCAUCCUCCUUUGCACUGAUGGAAAUGGAGCGUGUUGCUGCUGCUCUCUUUCUCCUGUUUUAAAAGGGAAAACAUAUAACCUGCAUCAUGCUUGUUAGUUAUUGACGAGGCUUUUAUCCAGAUUUGGUAAAGAUGCGAUGGAGGUACUUAGAAGCGAACAAAUGCAAGGGUGCUACAAUCAUAUUGCAUAGCUGUGUACAAAAUUCGGUAGUAGAGAUGCAUACAUGAUUGUCAUGAUCUGGGACAUACACACACACACACAGAGAGAGAGAGAGAGAGAGAGAGAGAGAGAGG